This is a messenger RNA of Xenopus laevis (African clawed frog), 9561 nucleotides long. It is a transcript of the gene greb1l.L, whose product is annotated as GREB1-like protein. Gene Ontology annotation, cellular component: membrane. Gene Ontology annotation, biological process: kidney development. Bases 438 to 6338 code for a protein of 1966 amino acids. Lineage: Eukaryota; Metazoa; Chordata; Amphibia; Anura; Pipidae. The record is from RefSeq and is a predicted model, not a curated record. The transcript is spliced from 34 exons.
UUCACUCUCCACAGUAUGUUCAGUCUUAAGAGCAUCUGUCACUCCAGGCAUUGUAAGAUGGAUGGGUCUCAAGUGAACCUCUGCUGCAAGCAAAUGGUGAAAUGAGAAAGGACUUGGUGAUUGUUGGUAUGGCGGGGGAACAGACAACAAGGCAAUACUGUUAGAAACCAAGAGUAAGCCAUGCAGCUGAGGAGAGAACAAAGAUGGAUGGCAUAUCAUAUUCUAUAAACCCUGAAAAGCAAGAUUAUCAUGUGUCCUGUGAUCUAGGGUGGUCCUUUCACAGUACUCUUGGCCUUCUGCUCCGUCUUUUGCAUGGAAUACGAUUUCACCAAGCAGAGAGGUCGAUGGAGUUUUUAAUGGGUUUGGUAGCAAAUCGAUGACAAUACACCCAAUAUCUCCAUCAUGUGUUUUGUCCUGACCAACUAAAUAAAAGGGCCAUGGGGAAUUCUUAUGCUGGGCAGCUGAAAUCUGCCCGUUUUGAGGAAGCUCUUCACAAUUCAAUAGAAGCCUCUCUUCGAUGCAGCAGUGUUGUGCCACGGCCAGUCUUCUCACAGCUCUACCUGAAUGCUGACAGCUCAACAUUCUCUCCAGAAGGUGUUGAUGUAAAGCCUAAGGUAGAGGAGUUGGACAAGGAUUUAGUGCACCGCUACACUCAGAAUGGCAGCUUGGAUUUUUCUACUAGCCAGACCGUUUCUGAACUAGAGGAAGAUGAGGAAGACGAUGAGAUAUCAGAUUCAAACAGUCCUCCUCUACCAUAUGCCCAAAAACCAGCACCAGAAGGAUCUUGCACUAUAGAUGGUUUCUGCCAGGCAGGAAAAGACUUGCGGUUAGUGACACUUUGCACAGAACAGUUGGACGUUCCAGCAGGAUUCCUUUUGGUUGGAGCAAAGACUCCCAACCUUCCAGACCACAUUCUUGUCUGUGCUGUUGACAAAAGAUUUUUGCCAGAUGACGAUGGAAAAAACGCACUUUUAGGAUUCUCUGGGAAUUGUGUUGGCUGUGGAGAGAGAGGUUUCCGAUACUUCACAGAGUUCUCCAACCACAUAAAUUUAAAGCUCACAACCCAGCCAAAAAAGCAAAAGCACUUAAAGUAUUAUCUUAUACACAAUUCACAAGGAGUCUUGUCCAAAGGUCCCCUCAUCUGCUGGAAAGAGACUCGAAGUCGCCAAUAUCCAACUGUUAUUCCACCAGCCAAACCACUUACACCGGUCUCCGCAACCUCAGUUUUGGAAAAUGGAAAUUGCAAUGGAUACAAACCAAGCUUUUCGCAUUCAGAUCUACCAUCCUUCACCUCUGCCAAAUUGCCCCCUGCAGUUCACUCAAGUACCCCUCAGGAUCUUUCGCGAAACAAGGGAAUUGUGAAACCACUCGCCCUGCCUGUGCAUGUUGUAGGAAAGACAUUUCUUGCAGCUCCUUCUUCCAUUCAAGCUCCCGAGAUCUCCAAUGGAAUUCUGGGUGGAGGCAGAGCAACUGUAUUAAAUUCCGCACCUUCUCAGCCAGCCCCUCAUUCAACCUCUCCAAGUCCUGGUUGUGUUGCUGGAGAUCAUGCAAUGAUUUCAUUUUCUGGCCCACCAAAGAAAAGACACAGAGGAUGGCCUCCAGGAUCUCCAGUGCUAGCACCAGUGUUAACAACAGCCACACCAACUGCUCGGCCAGCCACACAAACUGCCACUUUGCCACAACCCGUUUUGGGAGGAGUUUUUCAGCCUCAGCCUAUUCCAGCUGGCGAAACUGUCAUUGUUCCAGAAAAUCUAUUGAAUAGUUCUGGCAUCCGACCUGUCAUCUUAAUAGGUUAUGGGGCUUUACCAUACUUCUAUGGAAAUGUAGGGGACCUUGUUGUUAGCCCAUUACUAGUGAGCUGCUACAAGUUGCGAGAAAUUGAAAAGAAGGAGCUGGACUUGAUGGGAAUGUCUACUUGGCAGUUCCUGAGUGUGGAGAACAUGAUUCUGCUAACGAUACAGUACCUUGUGCGACUAGGUCCAGAUCAAAUACCAAUCCGUGAAGUCUUUGAGCAGAUCAUGCUGAAAGCUCUGCAAGAUUUAAAUGAUAAAGACCGCUCCUUGCAAACACCCUCUGCAGCCUUUCAGGUGUCACAGGCUCAGUUACCAUGGCUUGCCCGGCUGUCGGCUAGUGUUUCUCAAGACUUGGUCCAUGUGCUCAUUACCCAGAAUUCCCUGGCAGAAGGCAUUUCCGAGACCCUUAGAUCUCUUAGUGAAAUAAAGCAACAGCAAAAACUCCCAGACUAUGUAGUAGCAAUUUGUUCUUCGAAGGUGCGCGGCAACGAAUUCUGUGUGAUAGCACUCGGCAAGUACCAGUCCCGAGUUCUUGCGGAGAGCAUGCUGACCACUAGUGAGUUUUUGAAGGAAAUCAGCUACGAACUUAUCACUGGCAAAGUCAGCUUCUUGGCUUCUCAUUUCAAGAGCACCUCUCUGGGUGAUGAUUUAGACAAGUUACUGGAGAAGAUACAACACAAAAGAGCAGACCAUGUAGUGGUUCCUUUUAACGGGGAUGUGAAAGAAUGUGUCUCAUCUCAGGAAGCGGCGAGCAUGACCCCCACCCAAGGGAGAGGUUGUGAUUCUGAAGCCUUCCACAUAUAUCAGUCUCAGCUAUUGUUAGCGCGAAAGCUUUUGUCCCAAGUGUGUGCAAUAGCAGACAGCGGAAGCCAGAGCCUUGACUUGGGAAGAUUCAGCAAAGUUGACUUUAUGAUUGUGGUCCCUCGUUCAGAAGUCUUGGUACAACAGACCAUCUGGAGGAUUAAACUGUCAGGGGUUCUAUCAGACCUGGGCCUAGAAGAAACAACAUCAGUGCAUCAGAAAGCAGAUAAAUAUGUGCUCAGGCUUGAUGGGGAUGUUCAUGCCAAAUUUGAUGCCUUCAUGAAGAGGGUGAAACAAAACCCAUACACUCUGUUUGUCCUUAUACAUGACAAUUGUCAUGUGGAUUUAACAAGUUGUACUUCUGGAACCCUUUCCCAUGGAGAGCCCACUGUUGGCUUGUCUGAUCGCAUCAUCAAUAGUCGAGAAGUGCAAGAAUCCCAGAAUCUCAUUGUGCUCCAAGUCAGCUCUUUCCCGUAUGCCUUACAAACCCAACAGUCGAAAAUCAGCCCUUGUAAUGAGGUUCAUUGGAUUCAAUCUGAUCCUGCUGAGGAAGUAGCCAGUGAACAAAAGCUUUACUUUGGCAUAAAUGAGUACAGCAAAUCUCUACAGUGGGGGAUUACCAGUCCUCUUCUGCGAUGUGAUGAGACAUUUGAAAAGAUGGUCAACACCCUCUUGGAAAGGUACCCAAGGCUUCACAGCAUGGUGAUACGAUGCUACCUCCUUAUUCAGCAGUAUUCUGAAGCACUGAUGGGCCUUACAACCAUGGCAUCACUGAGAGACCAUAUCACACCAGAAACACUAAAUAUCAUGGACGACCUCCUCAGCUCUCCAGCAAAGGACAAGAGUGGGAGAGGACACAUGCUCAUAAUCCGAGUUCCUUCAGUGCAACUGGCCAUGCUGGCAAAGGAAAGGCUUCAGGAAGUGAGAGACAAGCUUGGCUUGCAGUAUCGCUUUGAAGUCAUCCUUGGUAAUCCUGCUUCAGAGCUCAUUGUUUCCAAGCACUUUGUGACCCGAUUAAAGUUUUGGAGAGGAUAUGAUCAUGAAGACUGGAUUCCAAGAACCUUUUUGGACCUUGAAGGACUCCCUUGCAUUGUAAUUCUUGCUGGCAAAGAUCCUUUUGGAGAAACAUUCCCAAGAUCUUUGAAAUACUGUGACCUUAGGCUUAUUGAUUCAAGCUUUUUAACUCGGACAGCCUUAGAACAAGAAGUAGGUUUGGCUUGCUGCUACGUCUCUAGAGAGGUUGUAAGAGAACCCAUGACUGUCCUGGACCUCAGUGAAAAGGACGUAGACAAGGGCAAUACCAGCGGGAAUGACUCUGAUGAGCUCUAUAUCGAUCUGGAUCGACCCCAGAGUAACAGCAGUGCCGUGACUGGAACUUCAGGUUCCAUUGCUGAGAAUGGGGUCAGCUCAUCAAGUGCUGCAGAUGAAACUCAGAGGCAACCGCUGGCCUUCAACUUCCAGAAUGUGGCAAACAGCACAGUGGAUGAAGGAACAUAUCCAAAUUCCACUGCCAGUGAUCUUGGCAAACCAGAGUGUGACUCACUGGGAAGCCAAAUGGCUAGUAGCACUACUAAACUAUCCCCGCCAUCAUCACAGACGUUUAAAUGGGAUGACCAGUCAGGAAGAGAAACUUUGCAUCUAGCCCUGCCUCGUAUUGUCAUCCUCUCCAAGGCCACCUAUAACCUUCUUGACACACAAAAAAGUGGCCAGGCACCUACUACAAUUUCUCUUUUGCCUCAUGCAGAUGUUUCUUGGCUGAGAACUUUAAGGCCUUCAUUUUCUAACGAUUUGAGUUCUGAAGACCAGUCUUUGUACUACAGGCAAUGGACAACAGCAAAGCCGCACCAUGCGGAUUCUACUAACGCCAAUGAGCCUAAUGGAAUAAGGACUACCCAUCCGCGACGUCUGCUUUUAACUGGACCGCCACAGGUGGGAAAAACUGGUGCCUACUUACAGUUCCUCAGAAUCCUUUACCGCAUGCUUAUUCGACUUCUCGAGGUGGAUGUGUAUGACGAGCAGGAAAUAAAUGCAGUUGAGGAGAGUGAGAUAGAUGAAGUCUCACCACCUGACUUUAGCCAAUGGCCCGACAUUGAAGUCUUUAGCAAAAUUCAGUUUGACGUGAACGUGCAUGAUCCAAAGUAUCGACACAUCAGCCCACUGUAUACUGAGCGCAACUCACAUGGGAAACCAGAUUCCCAAGUGGAAGUCAAGACUGAGGAACCAAGCAAACGGGAGACGGUUUCCAUGAUGUUGACCAAAUAUGCAGCUUACAAUACAUUCCACCACUGUGAGCAGUGCCAUCAGUAUAUGGACGUCAGUUCUAUGUCACAGAUGCCAGAAUCCACUUUGCACGCCUUCACUUUCUCAUCAUCAAUGCUGGGAGAAGAGGUCCAGCUUCACUUUAUCAUCCCUAAAUCUAAAGAACACCAUUUUGUCUUCAGCAAACAAGGAAAUCACCUGGAGAGCAUGCGCCUUCCCUUGGUGACUGAUAAACAAAACCCAAACAUGGUGAAGAGCCCGAUUUUUACACCUUCUAGUGGCCGCCAUGAACAUGGACUGCUAAAUCUAUACCAUGCCAUGGAAGGAAUCGGCCAUCUGCACAUCAUGGUCGUCAAAGAAUAUGAAAUGCCGCUAUACCGGAAAUAUUGGUCCAACCACAUCAUGCUGGUGCUGCCUGGGAUGUUUAACAAUGCUGGAGCAGGUGCCUCAAGAUUCCUGAUUAAAGAAUUGUCCUACCAUAACUUGGAGCUGGAGCGUAACCGCCUGGAGGAGCUGGGAGUCAAGCGCCAGUGUGUGUGGCCCUUUAUUGCUAUAAUGGAUGACUCCUGUGUUCUGUGGAAUCUGCAUAGUAAGGUUCCUGAGCAGAUGAGCCCACCUUUGGAAACCGAGAGCUUGGUUAGGAAUGUGUCCCUGAAAUAUGUCAUGCAACACAUGGAGGGGACACCAAAGAUCACCAAUUAUGCCAUGCUGGGGGUACAGAAGUGGAACAGCAAGCUGAAUUCAACUUUGCCAAAGCGCCCAUUCUCUAGGUGCCACGUUCAUGAUUUUAUCCUUCUCAAUGUAGACCUGACGCAGAAUGUCCAGUAUGAUCUGAACAGGUAUUUUUGUGAGGACGUUGACUUUAAUUUGAGAGUAAACAGUGGGGGUCUCCUGAUGUGUCGGUUCAACAACUUCAGCCUCAUGAAGAAACACAUACAGGUUGGAGGGCACAAGGACUUCAUCAUCAAGCCAAAAAUAAUGAUAACAGAAAGCGUGGCUCCCAUCUCCCCAAUGCAGUAUGUGUGCGCCCCAGACAGUGAACAGACCCUUCUCGCUGCUCCUGCCCAGUUCCUACUGGAAAAGUUUCUCCAGCACAAUUCUCACCGACUUUUCCCAAAAGCUCUUAACAACUUAAGCAACCCCUUACUUGCUGUGGACUGUUAUCUGAAUUUAGGACCUGAGGUGACUCUGUGCUACGUGAGUUCCAGGCCGCACUCGGUGAAUGUCAGCUGCGAGGGAGUGGCAUUUAGUGGAUUGCUGCUCUACUUGUGCGACUCCUUUGUCUGUGCAGGGAUGCUGAAAAAAUACAAAUUCCUUAAAGGUGCAACACUUUGUGUAAUCUGCCAAGACAGAAGUUCCCUCCGUCAGACCAUUGUGCGCUUAGAGCUGGAGGAUGAAUGGCAGUUUCGCCUACGGGAUGAAUUUCAGACUGCCAACAGCAGUGACGACAAACCGCUGUAUUUCCUGACAGGACGCCACAUCUGAGUUUGGGAAUAGACCGCUGUGGAAGCGGUGAUAUGGAUUCUAGCCGUCACCACGGAACAGGUGCAAAUAAAUCUGCGUAGCGGUGUUCUAAUGCUACAAACUGUUUCAUUCCGCCCGCACAUAACUUGUGGAGCCAAAAUUCAGUUACUUAUCGGGAUCACUCUUGAACUGGGAAAGUGUGUCCCUUUGUUACCUCAGCUGGCUUGGAUGAGCCCCCCUCGUAAGGAAUUCUCACCAAAAAUGCCCUUGUAGGUUGCAGACACUCUGUUGCGUCGCUUCUCAGGGCUUCACAAUUACGCCUUUUGGAUAGCCAGGCAACAUUGGGGCCUCUUUCUUCACAGUGUUGGCAUUAGUCAUUUUCUGUGGGCAGUCACCUUCCUCUGCUCCAUGCAAUACUCACUAAUAUCAAUGGCAUCUCUUCUUCUCCAUGACUUUUUGUUACACCUACAUUUGCUCCAAAAAACUGGACCAGUGUUUCUCAUAUUCAUUUCACCAAUGGUUUUCCGUGUGGGCCACUUAUGGAGAAGAAUAAACUAUCCCCCAGCCACAUUGCCUUCCAGAAGAGCGAUUCUCCCACACAUGGGAGCAGAUAGAUAUUUAGGGAUCACCUUUCCCAAAACAGGUGGGAGAAUUGCCUUUUGUGUCAUUUUGUUUGUUCCCCAAAUGGAUAUAUUGUAGAGCUUUUCCAGCUAAUCAAAACAUGGGUGCUGAGGUUUCUUUCCAAUACAUUAUUCCUAAAUUGUCCCAGUUGCCAGAUGGCUUUGUCACCACCACUCACCAGCUUUUUCUUCACAACACAACGAGCUAAGGUAUGUACAUUAUUUUAUAGAAAGAACUACUACUGGUGGUAAUGGUACAACAUUUAAAUGUAGCAUAUCCCAAAAACAGGGCAUCAUUAUCAGAGCUUUUGACUGUGUAUCCUGGUUAAGUAUUUCAGCUUGGAAGCCCUCAGCUAUUGUUGUGAUACAACACCUAGCAUUUUGGGUGGGGUAAUAGUAGUUUUAGUUCAGAGUGGGCUGGGGAGCUGCAGGAGGAACAAAUGAGACCAAGAAAAUUCAAUGCUUUGCUUACAAUUUAUAAAUCUGUGAAUAACUUUUUGUGCAUCAUAUUAGGGGCUUUCUAAUGGAAAAACAAAAUCGCAUUUCCGUUUGCUAGUUUGUUGCCCAAUUGCCCUUGUGGGAGGAGUUGACCCAGAUUUAGAUUGUGAAUUAUAAGAGGAACCAAUAGAAAUGCACAGCCUGUCGUACUGAUAUGCAGGUCCCAACCUUUCCCCUUUUUCUCUCGGUUCCAGUUUGGUUCCUCCCGUGUAGAAGUAAUAAUGUUAACGUAUUAAAAGUGUUUACAGAUAUAAAACAAAAUAUUUAAUAUAUUAGAAAACAGACUCUUUGCCUACGUGUAAUAUACAGUGACUUGUGUAGCACAUUUUAAAUUAACUAUUUUAGAGCAAUUGUUUUCAUUUUCUUUUAAAUCUUUCUUCAAAUGAAAUAGCUUUGACUGGCUUAGACUGGGAUAAACUUGGGCCCCAUCUGGUAAUGGAAUUGAUCUUGUUCCAAUCCUAUCUGUCUGGUGGCAGUAGUACAUGUCCAUGAUUUGAUGCUGCUUAUGACUCUGGGGUGUAUACAAGAACUGCUAAAGAGCUCCAGUUAUUUGCCUAACCCAGUGAUCCCCAACCUGUAGCUCGUGAGCAACAUGUUGCUCUCCAACCCUUGGAUGUUGCUCUCAGUGGCCUCAAAGCAGGUGCUUUUGAAUUCCAGGCUUGGAGGCAAGUUUUAAUUGCAUGAAAACUAAGUAUAGUGCCAAGUAGAGCAUCCUGUAGGCUGCCAGUCCACAUAGGGGUUACCAAAUAGCCAAUCACAACCCUUAUUUGGCACCCCAAGGGACUUUUUCAUGCUUGUGUUGCUCCCCAACUCUUUUUACAUUUGAAUGUGGCUCACAGGUAAAAAAGGUUGGGGACCCCUGGCCUAACCUAUAGAGAUCAGGCUGUUGCUGAAGUAUAACAACAUUGGUUGUUGUGCAAUACACAGAUUUGGGUAUGACCGGUUAGACUUAAUUAGCAGUGCAUCAAAUCCUGGAUUUGGUUCAGAAUUCGACUGAAUCCAAGCCUUUUUUAGGCAGGAUGUGGCCGAAAUCAAGAGCCUGACUUAUCCAGAUGUGAACCAUAAAAAUAUAUGUGACAUAAGGUCACAUUAUUAAAGGGAUCAAAUGUUUUUUCCAGGAGACAACUUUAUAACCUCCGUUUGGUUUGAUAAUGUGCAUCUGCAAAUUAGGCUUUGGAUUCAGUUUGGGCUUUGGCCAACUCCUUCCUUUAAAAAGUUGGGGUUCGGUCGAAUAGGGACUGGGUGUAUGCCUAGAUGUAAUGGUUCUAGACUGAUUAGUGGCCUCCAACUAUUAGUACUCAUGUUCUACACGCAAAACAAAGGGAUUCUGCCAUGUGAAUUUUUUUUUUUCAAAACUCAUCCCACCCCUAAUUUGCAUAUACAAAUUAGGAUUCGGUUCGGUAUUCGGCUGAAUCUUUCGUGAAGGAUUCGGGGGUUCGAUGCAUCCCUACAAAACAUAUUACUCAGCAUCUGAGCAGCUGGGGCCCAAAAGAUUUUUUUUUAUCCCAGCUCUACCCCCGACACGCCAAACUAGAGUCUGCAGGAUUAAAUUCUGCCCUAUGUGUUUCAGUAUUGUUCCCAAUGUUAACUGUAUUGUGUAUGUAAAUUUCACUUUGUUAGUGUCCCUACUGCCAAAGGUUCCUGCGGUGUAAUGUGCUUUAUCUUAGACCUGCUGAAGGUUGUCCAUUUGCACUAAAUACUUUGAUACAGACGUGGAGAGACAUUCUUACCCCAGGAGGAACGGAUUCCAGCAAAGCAGAAAAUGUCAGAUCACCCACAAAUAAGCUGCUGUUUGUAGUGUGGUCCCCUUGUGACCAAGGAAAGCAAUGAAUGUAGUAUAGUUUGUGCCAACGCUAACUUUUUAUUCUCCCAAUGUCUAACACGCACACGGUUUGUUAGAGCUCAGCGCCAUCUUCAUUUUGCUCAAGUGUAUGGAUUUGCUUUUUGAUUCCCACGAGAGUCAAAUAUGCUGCUUUAUGAAUGUACUUUAUUAACCAAAAACAUGGUGAAUCAGCUUCACUAGUCAGUCUACCUCAUGCUUUUUAUAUAUAAAUAUAUAUUAUUGUGUGAAGAACGGCAAAUUUAUUGUAUUAAGGUUUGGACUGUAUUAAAGUUAUUACUGAAAA